This is a messenger RNA of Diplodia corticola, 1989 nucleotides long. Its product is annotated as fad binding domain-containing protein. The record is from RefSeq and is a predicted model, not a curated record. NCBI's taxonomy places the organism in Eukaryota, Fungi, Ascomycota, Dothideomycetes, Botryosphaeriales, Botryosphaeriaceae. Gene Ontology annotation, molecular function: flavin adenine dinucleotide binding; [methionine synthase] reductase (NADPH) activity; FMN binding. The coding region runs from base 1 to 1989 and encodes 662 amino acids. Gene Ontology annotation, cellular component: cytosol. Gene Ontology annotation, biological process: homocysteine metabolic process. The transcript is spliced from 2 exons.
AUGGCCGUCACCUCGAGCCCGCGGCAACACGCCGUGCCCACCACCGACACCUCCCACCCCACCGACCCCAUUCCCCACGAGCCUGCAUCCACCGCCAAGUUCAAUGCGCCACGCGCCGUCCCCUCGAACAGCUCCUUCCGCUCUUCCCACGACAGCCUCUCUUGGUCCGACUCGAGUGACUCAGAGGCGCCCUCGACGCCCAACACAGAGCCCAUGAACGACCAGCAGGCCGAUGAGCUUGUGGACAAGCUGGAGAACCUGCCUGCCCCCUCGGUCGAGAUCACUCCCAAGCAGGGCAAGACGCGCCGGGCCUCGACCACUCUCAUCUCCGAGGACGCCGAGGGCAUGCGCAAGCUGCUCGGCGAAGGCGAGACCGGCACCAAGCUCAUCGAGAAGUACUGCUGUGGUGGAGGCUGCUGCUUUGUGAAGACGCUGCCGCCAGACACCACCGGUCCCGACUUCACCCCUGUCGUCCUCCCCGACAACGAGGCCUUCCGCAGCCUGGACCUCAAGCUGGGACCGCUCAGCCUCGAUACCAAGCUCGAGCAGACCUUCGAAUUGCCCCAAGAGACAGUGUCCUUCGAUGCUGCCCCCCGGUCCGAGCACAAGCAUGCACCCGAGGUCCUCAAGAAGCCGCCUCCCUUUGUCCAGCCCCACCCGCCGUACAAUGUCUUCUCCGCACCCGUCCACCACGCACGCGAGCUCACCAAGCCUGGAGCUCAGAAGCGCACCUUCCACUUCGACAUUGACGUGACUGACUAUCCCGACGAGGGAGGUGUUGACUUCAAGGUCGGAGGCGCCAUCGGCAUCUGCCCCCCCAACGCCCCGGACAUGGUUGAUGACGUAUUCGACCAAUUGGGCGUGCCAAAGUUCGUUCGCGAUAAGCCUGUCACACUCAAGACUCAGCGGAUGAGAUGGCCCACCAUCUGGGGAGAGGAGGAGGAGAGAGAGCUCGUCACCACGCGUCGUGAGCUUCUUACCUGGUGUGCAGACCUGCAGAGCACCCCUCCCACCAAGCAACUGCUGCGCCUUAUGGCCGAGCAUGCGGACGCCCUCAACGAACGGAAGAUUCUUCUUUACCUCACGUCAGCACAGGGUCAGGCCGCGUUCUGCGACCUCCGCACUGGCUCCCACGUCACGGUCCCGCAACUCCUCCACGCCUUCCCGUCGUCUCGACCCCCGUUCCAUGCCCUGCUUUCCGUUCUUCCUCAGCUUAUGCCACGCUUCUAUUCCCUGUCCAACGACCCUCACAUUUCUUCGACUCGUCCUGGUAUCCCUGGAGGUCGCCGCCUGAUCGAAAUGGCCGUCACCAUCCACGAGGACCCCGACUGGCGGGAGGGCAAGACGCGUACCGGCGUCGGUUCUGGAUACCUGGAGCGUCUCGCGCAGCAGUACAUCGAAGCGGAGCAGUCGGGGAUUCGUGAUCCUGCGCAUGUCCUUGACCUGAGCAUCCCCAUGUUCCGCGGGCUCAUGGCCAACCCUCUUUCCCGCCAGUUCGGCGGCGACGGACCGAUGAUGCUCGUCGGAGCCGGCGUGGGCAUGGCGCCAUUCCGCGGCUUCAUCCUCAACCGACUGAAGAACGCCAACUGCGCCAACAAGAUUUGGCUGGUCCAGGGCGUCCGCGACAGCAUGCUCGACGAGAUCUACUCGGGCGAGCUCGGCGCCCACGAGAAGGAGAUCAAGAAGGUGGUGCAGAGCCGUCGGGCGGGCGCGAACCGGUACGUGCAGGACGAAGUCCGGGCGCAGGCCGACGUCGUCUGGUUCGUGAUCAACGCGCUCGACGGCCGCAUCUUUGUCUGCGGGAGCAGCAAGGGCAUGGGCGAGGGCGUCCACCAGGCCCUCAUCGACGUGACGAUGGAGAAGGGCAACCUCAACCGCGAAGAGGCCGAGGAGUUCUGGAACAAGAAGAAGGAGGGCGGCCAGUACAUUGCUGUAAGUGACGGCCGUGUCCCCGUGUCCGCAACCGCCGACUGGAGCAAGAUGUGCUGA